GUCCUCCCCUGCCCCCCCGGGCUGAUCUGGAAUCCUGGGGCUUUGAUUCCAAAGGGCAGAGGGUGUCGUGUGCACAGCUGAGAGUUUUAAGAGACAUGGCGGCGACUUUAUUUUCUUUCCCUCUUUUGUCUUACCUUGUCAGAGAUACACACACAUACUUAGCCUAUCAUCCUACGAGCCUCGCCCCGGGUUAAAAUUCCCCUUUGUUUGUGCGGGUCCCCGAGGUCGAUCCCUUCUUCAGCUGAGCGGGUUGGUACAAUUUGUGUUACUUUUCAAUCCCUCCCUAUUUUAUUUCCCCACACCUCAACUUGUCCAGACUCGGUAGGGACCGAGCCAUCCUGUUCAAAGUUUGUCUGAGGUCUCUCUAUCUCCGCCUGGGUGUUCCUCUCUCGAGAUGUAACCUUGGGAACCCAACCAGCUGCCGACUUCCCCUUUUGUCGUCUGACCUGCUGUUGCUGUCGCCGCAUCGAGCCAAAUCCAACUAGGGUGAUCCCUCGCCUGCACGCUUAAUUCUUUAUCUGCGCCCCAGGCCCGCCUCAUCCCUUCCCUGGGGCCCCUCUUGCCUUUCCCUACCUUUCUUGGUCGAUCUCAACAACUUCAAGUCCCUCCCUUUCUACCAGAGAAAGGGCGGCGCGCCAGCCAUGGCCGUCUUGAGCCACCACCACUCUUGGAUGCCACAGAGGAGGCUAGGCGUCUGGAUCGUGGCCCUCAUCCUCAUCGCCACGGCGUACUAUGCCGUCUGGACAGACACUUUCUCGGUGGACCGGUUCCGGGCACAGGGCUUGUCCUCAGCCUCGUCGGCCCCGUCGUGCGAUUGUCCCGUAUCACAACAGGAGAACAGCACAGGGACAAGUACGACUGUCACCCACAUCUCAUACGUUACCGUCACCCGCGAUGCACAAAAGACGGCCGCCCCCACGGACCCGGCCUCGGCCUCCACCAGCCCAUCCAGGCCCCACCGCGACCCGGAGUACUUCACCAACCUGCCCAAGGAGUACGAGCUGGCCACCGAGGACGACGACCUGUGCACCCUCUUCUACACGGACGAGUACGUCUACGGCAUCGCCAACAGCUCCACCCGCCUGUGCGCCGAGGGCUCCUACGUCCACGGCUUCGAGGUGCCCACCAACCCGCACCACCACAAGCUGGCCGGCGCCACCCCCGUCUACCUGAUGCAAGGAGUGACUUGGGACCCCACGAGCCGGACCUUUCACGCGCAGUGCGGCGACGACCCCAAGACCGAGAAGGCGACCGUCUACGGGCAGGGGCUGCCCGGGCUGACGUACGACGGCGGUGCGGCGCUGGUGGCAGAGACGAGGUCGACGGCGAGGUCGACGGGCUGUGACAGACACAGCAAGGACCGCCAGCUGGUCAUCUACCCGGCCCUCAAGGAGAAGUACGACAACGUCUGGCACAAGCUCAUGGAGCUCUGGCAGAACAAGCUGAGCUACGACGCCGCCCGCAUCGCCCUCGACCCGGCCACGGGGCAGCCCUUCCUCACCGCGGAGCAGGUCGCCGGCGCAAGGGUCGUCUUCCCGGACGACCACGAGGGGCCCUGGGACGACGCCUGGGAGAUGCUGACGGGCAAGCCGCCGGCCCGCUACUCGGAGCUCGACCCGGACCUGUGCUACGACGUGGUGGUCGGCACGGUGGGCUGGGGCGGGCCCUUCUGGUCGGCGCUCCUCAAGACGACGUACGAGACGUGCCGCCGCGAGACGCUCCUGACCCACUUCACGCGCUGGGUGCUGGGCUGGUACGGCAUCCCGGAGCGGCCGUCGUCGGACGUCCGGCCGAAGCCGACCAUCACGGUGGUGCAGCGCGGGUCGACGCGCAAGUUCCGCGACUUCGACAGCCUCAUGGAGAAGAUGCACGCGCAGCACCCCGGGUAUGCCAUCAACGUCGUCGACCUGGCUCUCAUGGGCAAGCGCGAGCAGAUCGCGCUGCUGCAGUCGACCGACGUGCUCGUCGGCCACCACGGCGCCGGCAUGAGCUACGUCAUGUUCAUGCGGCCCGACUCGGCCGUCGUCGAGAUCCUGCCGCCCUUCUUCCUGUCGCGGGGGUUCCGCUGGGUCGCGCGCAUGCGCGGGCUCGUGCACUUCAUCGGCAAGGCCAUGUGGAAGGAGGAGUACAUGCAGGCCGUCGAGGGCAUCCCCGUGCCUGAGGGCUGGAAGCCCUCCGUGCAGGGCGACGGGGACGCUGCCGACUGGCAGACUGAGGAGUGGAUCUGGAUCACGCACGAGGAGGUGCUGGGCCUCGUCGAUGCGGCUGUUAAGAGCCAGCUGCAUUCCCUGGGGGAUAAGAUGCCGUAGGGGUGAUGGGAGUUGGCCUUUUUUCUCUUGUAUAGACAGACCAUGUUAAAUUUCUGCUGUAUAUACCCAGACUUAUUUGAUACCACUUUUCAAAGAUCGACUCUGCGGGCGCGUGGGCGGGCAAGCUCGCAUAUACUUUGAGUUAAAUGCUGCCGAUCCUUCCUGUUAUUGAAUGCAAUGUACGUGCUAAUCUGAA
Molecule: messenger RNA, 2505 nt
Organism: Diaporthe batatas
Lineage: Eukaryota; Fungi; Ascomycota; Sordariomycetes; Diaporthales; Diaporthaceae
Exons: 1
Coding region: 642-2309 (555 amino acids)
Molecular function (GO): glycosyltransferase activity
Source: RefSeq, a predicted model, not a curated record